Messenger RNA from Suricata suricatta (meerkat), 633 nucleotides. Its product is annotated as antimicrobial peptide NK-lysin-like. Bases 61 to 468 code for a protein of 135 amino acids. Lineage: Eukaryota; Metazoa; Chordata; Mammalia; Carnivora; Herpestidae. The record is from RefSeq and is a predicted model, not a curated record. The transcript has 5 exons. Gene Ontology annotation, cellular component: cytolytic granule. Gene Ontology annotation, biological process: defense response to bacterium; antimicrobial humoral immune response mediated by antimicrobial peptide; killing of cells of another organism.
AUUGCGAGGUGGCAGCCACAUAAAGGGGGGUGUGGAGGGAGCCCCAGCAGCUGCCCCGCCAUGACCUCCUGGGCCCUCCUGCUCCUUGCCUCGGUGCUCCUGGCCACCCCAGGUCUGACCUUUUCUGGUCUGACACCUGCGGACCAUGACCUGGACAUGGCUGACAGGUGUCAGGAUGAGAAGUUCUUCCGGAUGCUGGCCCAGGAGACCCCCCAGGGUGACCCGGAAUUCAACCCAUGUGCUAUCUGUAGGUGUAUAGUCAGCUGGGUGAAGAACUGCCUGGGCUUGAACCUGAUCCAGAAAGUCAUCAAAAAAGUUGCAGGCCUGUUGUGCUCAGCAUGCCCUUCGGUGGAAAAUAUCUGCAAGUCAUGGAUCACCGAGAUACUGGAUAAAAUCACGUCCACACUGGUGCACCUGGAACCUUCCCGGCACAUCUGUGUGCUGCUCAGGAUGUGCUGCCCUUAUUAGGUCUCUGAACCGCUGGGGCGUCUGACCCCACCCUGGGAGAAGCACAGAUUCUCCACGAAACACCACCUGCUUCUGCCCUCCCCAAUCCAGAGCCAACCCUCCAGUCUGUCUCACCUAACUUCUCAGUGCCUUCCCUGCAGGAGAAUAAAUGUCAUGAAGCUUUUA